Molecule: messenger RNA, 1407 nt
Organism: Spirodela intermedia
Lineage: Eukaryota; Viridiplantae; Streptophyta; Magnoliopsida; Alismatales; Araceae
Source: the annotation of a GenBank genome assembly
AUGAGCGCUGGCUGGAUUUGUCCCGGUAGAAAAUCGGUGAGCUACUUCCCCGCCGUGGCGAGCCGUGGCCGUGCGAGGAAACCUCCUCCGGUGGAUGCGGCGGCCAUCGGGCGGUUCCGCCGCUUGCUCGGCGGCGGCGGUGCCGCGGCCGUCGACAGCUUCGCCGUCCUGGAUCUGCUGAAGGGCUGCUUCUCCGAGCCCAUAGCGCGGCAGGCGCACACCAUCAUCACGAAGCUCGGCAUGGGGGGCGUGGUCUUCCUCCGGACGGCCCUCAUCAGCCUCUACUCCCGAACGGGCCAACUGGCGGACGCCCACGAGGUGUUCGUCGGUGUGAGCGGCCCGGAGAAGAACGCCGCCUGCUGGACGUCCCUCAUCGCUGCCUGCGUUGGCAACGGCGAGCCCCAGGUGGCUCUCCGUUUCUUCCGGGAGAUGCAGGCAGCCGGCGUGGAGCCCGACAAGGUCACCCUCACCGCUGCUCUCUCCGCCUGCGCUGACCUCGGCGCGCUGGCCUCCGGCGCCUGGAUCCACGCCUACGCCGUCCGGCUGACGGAUAAGAAGAAUAAUAAGAAGAAGAGCUUCUCCGGCGACCUGAUCCUUAGGAACGCCCUCAUCAACAUGUACACAAAGUGCGGGGACAUCUCCAAUGCCCGUCGCCUGUUCGACCUGGGACCGCACAGGGACGUGACCACCUGGACCUCCAUGAUCGUCGGCUACGCCCUAAACGGCCGUGCGGAGGAGGCCCUGAAGCUCUUCGGGGAGCUCCAGGCGACGCAGCAGCGGAGCCACCUUGUCUCCCCCAACCAGGUGACCUUCGUCGGCGUGCUGAUGGCGUGCAGCCACGCGGGGCGCGUGGGGGAAGCCCUGCAGCACCUGCGGAGCAUGCGGGAGGAGUACCGCGUGGAGCCGCAGAUCUCCCACUACGGCUGCGUGGUGGACGGGCUUUGCCGCGCGGGGCGCCUGCAGGAGGCGCUGGAGUUCGCAGAGGCCAUGCCGAUCCGGCCCAACGCGGUCGUCUGGCGGACGCUGCUCGGCGCGUGCGCCGCUCGCGGUGAGCUGGCCGGCGCCGCGCGGGCCCGGCGCAGGCUGCUGGAAAUGGAGCCGCAGCGCGAGCACGCCGGCGACGACGUGGCCAUGUCCAACGCGUACGCGGCGGCGGGGGUGUGGGGGGCUAAGGAGGGGGUGCGGCGGCGCCGCCGGCGGGAGCCCGGCUGUAGCCUGAUCGAGCUCGAAGGCCGAGUCCACGAGUUCGUCGCCGGCGACCGGCGGCAUCCCCGCCGGCGGGAGAUCGUCCACCUCCUCCAGGGCAUCGCAGAGAUCUCCUCCACUCCCUCAUCGGAAAAGAUCGGCCUUCCCGCAUUCCGAGAAGAAUUCGGUCUCUUUAGCAUUAGUGGCUCUAAAAUCUUCUAA